This is a messenger RNA of Debaryomyces fabryi, 420 nucleotides long. RefSeq lists its product as uncharacterized. The transcript has a single exon. Bases 1 to 420 code for a protein of 139 amino acids. The record is from RefSeq and is a predicted model, not a curated record. NCBI's taxonomy places the organism in Eukaryota, Fungi, Ascomycota, Pichiomycetes, Serinales, Debaryomycetaceae.
AUGACUGAUAUUCAUAUUAAAAAGCUUACUUUAAAGUUCAAUAGCACUACUACGGUCUGCAAGUUUCCUAUUCCGAAGAAUGAGCAAAAAUUGGCCUUCUGUAACUACGAUUCAACAUACUUGAACGACAAACAAAGCAUAAUCAAUACCCUAAUUGGCGAUGAUUGCAUUAUCCAUAGCUACCCGCACGCCUUCAUAAAUAAUAUCCUCACCGGAUCGGCUUACAGUGUCUCAAUUAGCUACGUGAUCAACUGUAUCGAUGAUUUGCACACAUUAGUUAAGAUACUAGCAUCAAUAGAAGGUGGUAUUCUUGACUCUAGGUUUUCUCUAGAAAUCUUCUCCAAUUCUUCUGUCUUCAAGCAGUACAUUAUUGCAUAUGCCGCAAAAAGCUUACAAAAUUGCAAAAUCUAUAUACAUUAG